This is a messenger RNA of Trichomonas vaginalis G3, 1227 nucleotides long. RefSeq names its product aminopeptidase protein. The record is from RefSeq and is a predicted model, not a curated record. Lineage: Eukaryota; Parabasalia; Trichomonadida; Trichomonadidae. The transcript has a single exon. Gene Ontology annotation, molecular function: aminopeptidase activity; zinc ion binding. Bases 1 to 1227 code for a protein of 408 amino acids. Gene Ontology annotation, biological process: proteolysis.
AUGGAAACCAUUGCUCAAAAGUUUGCAGCUGCACUUGACAAAUGCCUCACUCCAAGUCAUUAUAUACAAUAUGCAAGAGAAGUACUUCUUGCUGCAGGGUAUACAGAAAUGAAAGAAACAGAAAAAUGGGAACAAAUUCCAAAUAAAUUUUUUGUAACUAGAGAUAACCGACAAAUAUUUGCAAUAAAUAAGAAAGAUUUUACAAAAGGAAUUAUCGUUGGUACGAGAUGCGACGCUCAAUGCUUCAAGUCAAAACCACGUAGCAUUUUUGAUGCUUCUGGCGUUGAUCUUGUACGGAUAGCUCCAUAUGGAUCAACAGCUGACUGGGAACUCUGGCGUGAUCGUGAUCUUCGUAUCGCAGGGCGCGUUCUCUACAAAGAUGGCGAAAAAGUUAAAAAUGUACUUUAUCAAUCAGAAAAGUCUGUUGCUUCUAUAGUUUCUUUGGCUAUUCAUAUGUGCCGUGGCCCAAACGCCCCAAAAGAAUCUAAUCUUGAGUUAGAUUUUAAUCCAAUUCUCGAAUUAACAUCAUCGGAUCCCCAACUUUCUAAAGAACACAGCAGUGGAUUAGUUCGAGUUAUUGCUGAAGCAGCUAAUACCUCACCUGAUAAGAUCAUUGAUUUUGAUUGUCAUUUUGUCGAUGCUCAAAACACAACAAUUUUGGGCCUUGACAAUGGACUUAUCAUGGGUUCAAGACUAGAAUCUCUACUUACUGCUAUUGUUGCUCUCCAUCAAUUUGCUACGGCUCCUGACCAACAAUCUGGAUUAGCCGGAUUCAUCGUCUAUGAUUCGACCUGCAUUACCGGAAAUACACGCUGCGGACCAAAAUCUACAUUACUUUCAAACACGCUUGACAGGAUUGGUGCCCCUCCAGAAUUUAAAGCAAAUUCUCUUUUUAUUGCCUCUACUGAUAUUUCAGCUAAAGACCAAGCAGCCGGAUCCGGUAUCCAAGUUCGUUACCAACCAGAUCAAUCGACGUCCACAGCAAACGGACCAUAUGAACGCCUAAACAAAUUUACUUCAGCAAAUGAAAUUCAAACUUCAAUAAUAUCUGGAAGUCCAGAGGCUGAUGCCAUUGGAACCAUAGUCGCCUCUCAACAAGGAAUGGCAGUCAUUAAUGUCGGAAUACCUGCUUAUAGCGGUAAUGCCCCUCGACAAACAAUCAAUGUUUCUGAUUUGGCAAAACUUGAUGAUUUUUAUAACAAAUUAUUUACAUCUUAUCUUCUUUAG